AUGGAAAAAGCAAGCCUAAAGCACUUGGAGUUUCAGCUCCAGCGAGAGAAGGCGCUGACGAAAGAUCUGGACGCGAAAUGCAAAUCACUGUCGGCACAGGUUGCUCAGCUGGAGCAAGAUAAAGCCGAGCUUCGGCGCGAAAAGCUGUUUCUCGGCGAGGAGGCAAAAAAGACCUCGAAGCUAGAUGACCGCAUUCACAUCCUCCAGAAAGAAGUGGAGAACCGCGACGCAGUCAUCGCAUCAGAGCGGGCGGCGACGCAGGCCGCGAGGGUGGAGGUGGAAGAAAUUCGGCGCAACGCGAAUGCUUCUAUCGCCCUAUGGACCGCGGCGGAAGAACAGUGGACAGCGGAGCAGACAGCAUUAAACGAGACUGCUGCUCAGUAUCGUUUGGAGAUAGAAGAUUUAAAGAAGGAAGCUCAAGUUCAAGGGGACGCACGCGCCGAACUGACGAAGCAGCUGCAUACCGAAAAGGAGCGGUCGAACAGGCUGACGCAAGCGCGAGAGGCCAUGGAGGUGGAGGUCAAGAGUCUGCACUCUCAGGUGGAGAAAUUGCAGAACAAGGUUUGCGACCUCGAACAAACGGUGUACAAGCUAGACCUUGCCGGGGACAAGCAGCGUGAGGCAAUUAACCUGAAAGAUACAGAGGUCAAAACUCUCGAGGCCACUGUUGCUCGGCAUAUAGAAACAGAAGAGCGGCUAGAGCAAACGAUCAGCUCACUUAACGAUCGCAUCAACGCGGCAAAGAUGCUGAACCUGGAGGGAAAAUGUGAGAACGAAAGGCUGCAGUGCGACCUUGUAGACGCCAAAAAGGAGGGUGAGCGCCUACAUCUCCAAAUAGAGUUGCUGAAGCGUGACUCUAACUUUCUCUCACAGAGCCAUGCUAGCGUGCAAAAGGCGCUGGAGGAUUUGAAGGAGAAGCAUCGGCAGCUCCAGGAGGACAUGAGAGACAAAAAUGUCGAAAUACGCCGGCAUGAGCUCACGAUCAGUCAGCUGAAUAUGGAGCUCAAAAAGAGUGAAAAUCAGGGCGGUGAAUGGUCAUUUCAGUACUCGACAUUGGAGACUGAGCUCCAGCAGACGAAGGAGGCACUGAGGAAAUCAUCGGCGUCUGUCGAGACACUCCUGCGCGAAAACAAUGAGCUUGUGGAGCGGUUGAAGGAGCAGAAGCAGUUCAUGGAGACAAAGGAGGAGGAGAUGGUUGUGUUGCAGAGCCGAUGCGACGAGCGAGCGGAGGCCUUUUCCCGAGAUAUCAGAGACCUGGAGAAGGAGAUCACCGCCCGCCAGGCAGUGAUUAAUGAGUUGUCCGACCAACUCAAUUCCGCAAGCGAGAAAAACGCGGCGUAUCACUCCAAAAUUCUCGAGGAAUCCGAAGCAAGCGGGAAAACGCGGCAACAUCUAGCUGAGAUGCUGCAGCGGCUGGAGUCAAACGAGCACCACAUUGUUUUGCUGGAGUGCGUUGCCGAGAAGGAAAAAAUCUGUUCCUCCUUUUUAGGGGAUCGGAACGAGGCCGCGAUGUUGCUCUGUGCGAGCCUCUUGGGGCACUGCCAGAUGCUGCAAGAGAAGACAUGUGUGCUACUCGAGCAUCAAGAAGAGCUUUCUCACGAGAGCUGCUUGAAGACGACGCAGCUUAAGGAGCUACAGUGUCAGAGUGAAGAGCAGAGGGAGCAAAUUGCCGUUUUUCAGAGGGAACGAAACGAACAAGCUGAACGUCUUUCGGCAGUUUCGCGGGAAAUGCUCGCUUCUGAAAAUGAAGCUAACGAACUUCGAGGCGCCUUAGAGGCCUCGCGGAACGAGAAUGUUUCCCUCACAUCAGCUGUGGCUGGUCUCCAUGAGCAGGUUGUUGCAAAAGAUGCUGAGCUGGUGCGAAAGAACGCCGCGCUGGACAAUUCCCAGUCCCGUGUCUGCGCUUUAUCGGAUGCCGCAUCUGCCUUGGAGAGGGCUAUGCUUUGUUAUGCUAUGGCGCAGAUGGAGGAGGUGCAGGAGCUUUGGAAGAACCGUGUAGAAGUGGUAGAGCUGCAUUUCACUUCUCUGCUCUCGCACUUGGCCGCCGAAAAGGCGUUGCUGCAGUCCUCGAAGGAGCAGGCGGAAGCCUCGUGCCGGGAAUUGUCUGCGUUCGCGAAAGAAGCAAAAAAUUCGAUGAACAAAAGUGACCUCGCUGCCGCAGAGCGACAGGAAGCGCUGACGAGUCGCGCGGCUCUCCUGGAAGGGCAAAUUGCUGUGGCACGCCGAGAAAAAGAUCAGGCAGCCAUGCAGCUGGCGACCUUGCUGCGACGAUUUGAGGAGGACCGGAACUCCUUUGAGUCGCUCAAGAGAGAAACAAAGUGCACAAUGCAGGAAGAGCGAGAGCGGCGUGAGGCAGCGGAGAAGGAGUGUGUGAAGCUGCGUGGCUGUAUUGAUGCCGAGGUGAAGCGGAAGUGCGAGUACAAAAAGGCUCUAGAGAAUCUGAAAAAGCUACGCAGCGAGAGUGAGGACCUGCGUCGUGCUGAGAAAGCGCGUGCUGCAGAGGCGAUAGGGAAAGCUAACACCGAAUGCAACUAUUGGGUGAUGUGCUUCGACCAUCUCAAGGAUAUGAUUGAGAAGAGUCAUCGCACAGGGGAUCGUUUGCCGUCUAUUGACACAGAUACGGUUCACCGCUUGGAGGUUGCGAAAACCAAGAUCAGUCCUAUGCAGGCGCGCGAGGUGAACAAAGCGCUUUCGAGCCUUCCAAAAUUGAAACGUGUACGAGAAGAGGCCUCUGACGCCCCUACGUAG
Messenger RNA from Leishmania mexicana MHOM/GT/2001/U1103, 2748 nucleotides. RefSeq lists its product as hypothetical. The coding region runs from base 1 to 2748 and encodes 915 amino acids. The transcript has a single exon. Lineage: Eukaryota; Euglenozoa; Kinetoplastea; Trypanosomatida; Trypanosomatidae. The record is from RefSeq and is a predicted model, not a curated record.